Myiozetetes cayanensis is the source of this 3607-nucleotide messenger RNA. RefSeq names its product peptidase inhibitor 16-like. Gene Ontology annotation, cellular component: extracellular region. The coding region runs from base 2 to 2362 and encodes 786 amino acids. NCBI's taxonomy places the organism in Eukaryota, Metazoa, Chordata, Aves, Passeriformes, Tyrannidae. The record is from RefSeq and is a predicted model, not a curated record. The transcript has 6 exons.
GAUGCUGAGCUCGGGUCUUCCCCCCCUUUUCCUGGUGCUCACAGUGCUGGAGCUGAGCUGGUCCCUGAGUGAUGAGGAAAAGAAGAUAAUCCUGGAUGAGCACAACAGGUACCGCUCCCAGGUCUCUCCCCCUGCCAGGGCUAUGAUGAAGAUGACCUGGGACAAGGAGCUGGAGAGCCUUGCUCAAUCCUAUGCAGAGAAGUGCAUCUGGGACCACAACAAGGAGAGGGGCCGACGGGGGGAGAACCUCUUUGCUAUGGCCCCAAUGCUGGAACUGGAAUUUGCCGUGGAAGACUGGAACGGGGAGGAGAAAUUCUACAACUUGACAACAUCCACGUGUGUCCCUGGGCAGAUGUGUGGCCACUACACCCAGGUGGUCUGGUCAGACACGAAACAGAUCGGCUGCGGGGCAAAGUUUUGUGAGAAGAUCGAAGGAAUCGAAACAGAGAACAUGCACCUGCUUGUUUGCAACUAUUAUCCCCCGGGUAAUGUGAAAGGGAAAAAGCCCUACUGGGAAGGACCCCCGUGCUCGCAGUGUCCCGAGGGCACAGUCUGUGUGGACAACCUGUGUGAACUCGUUGUAGAAGAGACCACUCCGGCCUCUGUGACAACAAAGGCAAGGCCAUCCACCCCAACCACAGCCCUGCCCAAACCCACAGCCACAGCCAAACCAGAACCCACAGCACCAGCACACACCACAGCUAAACCAGAACCCACAGCACGAGCACACACCACAGCCAAACCAGAACCCACAGCCAAACCAGAACCCACAGCCAAAACAGAACCCACAGCCAAACCAGAACCCACAGCACCAGUAAACACCACAGCCAAACCAGUGCACACCACAGCCAAACCAGAACCCAAAGCAAAACCAGAACCCACAGCCAAACCAUCAGUGUCCAUCACAACCACAGCCAAACCAGAACCCACAGCCAAACCAGAACAUCCAGCAGCAGAGACCAUCACAGCCACAGCCAAACCAGAACUCACACCAGUGUCCACCACAGCCAAACCAAAACCCACAGCACCAGUACACACCACAGACAAGCCAUCACCCAAAACCACACUUCCAGCCACAACCACAGCCAAGACACCACCCACGCCCACACUCCCAACCACAGCCAAGCCCAAACCCCCAACACCAGCACCCAUUACAACAGCCAAGCCAAAACCUGCCACCACGCUCCCAACAACAACCCCAGCCAAGCCAAAACCCACCAUGCCAGCAGCCACCACCACUACAGCCAAGGCAAAGCCCACCUCACUACCAACCACCACACCAAAAUCCACCACAACAACCACUACACUCCCAAAAACAACGCCAAAACCCACCACAACCACCACUACCGGCAGGUCAACACCAACCACACCAAAACCCAGCACAUCCACCACCACAGCCAAGCCAAAACCCAUCAUAACAACCACUACAGCCAAGCCAGAACCCACCAUAACCACCACUACCACCAAGCCAUCACCCACUACAACCACCACAGUGGCCAAACCAACACCCACCACACCAAAACCCACCACACCAAAACCCACCACAACCACCACCACAGCCAAGCCCAGACCAACCACAGCUGUGACCAAACCAACACCCACCACAUCGAAACCCACUCCAGCUCUGGCUACAUCAAAACCUGCUACAACCACAGCCAAGCCAACACCCACCACACAAACCAAACCAACACCUGCUGCUACACCAAAAUCUACCACCACUACAGCCAAGCCAACACCUGCUGCUACAACACCAACACCUGCCACAACAGCAAAGCCACAACCAAAAGCUGCCACUACCACAAAACCAGAACCAGAAAGUCCUGAUCCUUCUGAGGCAACUGGGCUCACUCUUUCCUCUGAGCCCACAUCAGACCUAGACUAUAAAGUAUCUCCAGAGGCAGACACUGGAGAGCCUGUUAGCUCCUUCACUACAGAGAAUCCAGCCUUAUUGGAAAGCAGGGGCACAGCCUUCAGCCCCAAAUCAGUCCCAGAAACAAAGGAAGGUGUCAAAGAGGAUGGGAAAGAGAAAACAGCCUUUUCCAGUCCACCUCCGUCCCUCCAAGUUGUUCCAGAGAUCAGGUUAGGUUUCAAUAGAGCUGAGCUCAUAACCCCCUCAAAGUCAGUGGUCCUCAGCCCUGAAGAGCCCACCUUCUUGCGCUUAACAUCAUCCUCCAAAGAAAGAAAAGGGCAGAGCCCCCAUUUCCAGACCUCCCUGUCAGCAGGUGCCCCGGAAACUGAAGACAUGGAGACAAACUCGGAACAGACAAAUGUGGAUCAGCCCAUGUCUGGAACCCCCAGUACCUGCUCGCGGCUUUCGCUCUUCCUCCUCCCCGGUGCCAUCCUGGUGGGCCUCCUGCUUUGAAUGGUCUUUCCCAGCUCUCCCUGCUCCAGUCACCAAGGCUUUCUUCAGCACUGGUUGUUCCACGAGCCUGGUGGGCUCAGGAGACCCCUCAGACACUUCAGGCUGACACCUCCCUUCUUACGCUGCCUUCUCUGCUCCAGCCCCGGCGAGCCACGGGCAGUGGCAGCACCGAGGGAACUUGGUCCCCUUCCUGAGGAGACCCAAGGGCAGCAGGGUGUCUGCCAUAACACUGGUGACCUUGGACACUUCUCCUUUCUUCCUGGCCAGCCUGGGCUUGUGUUCCACUUCCAAGGAGGGGGUGGUGAGCUGUCCCCCAACCCGUGUGGCCGGCAGGCCCCGCCGCACCGCGUCCCCUGGGACAGCCGGACCCAAGCGGCAAAGAGACAUGGGGGUUGGCUUUGGUGUUUGUGGAUGAAGUAUGGUGGUUGGGUUUGGUGUUUUCUGCUGUUUGUCAGGAUGAGCCUCCAGCAAAAAUUCCCUUUUCUCUUCCCUGUGUGUCUGUUUGUCUCAAAUUUGGGCAAGUUUCAUGUCUUUCCCCUCUUGUCCAAAGAGAGGAUUUUUUAUUUUCCCCUGUUUCCCUCCUGGUUCUGGUGUAGCUUUGGCCAGUACUACCCAGAUGUACUCCCUCCUCCUCCUCCUCACACCUCUGCAGCCCUUGCCUCCUCCCUCUCUCCUGUCUCUGCCCCACAUCCCAUUCCUCAGUUAUUGCCAUUAUCCAUUGCCAUGGCUUUAUUUUACGCCUGUGCCUUCACCUUUGUGCACGCACAGAAGAGAAACCUUCAGCCCUAAGAGGAGCCACCAGCUCCUUCACGCAGCUUUCCCUUGCAUGGCUUCUUUCUUUGCAUAAUUUCCCUGUAUUUGAAUUUAGGUACAGAUUCCUCUUGACAUGUAAUCUGUGUGUGGUGGAACCUGGUCCAGGAGAAACAAGUCACCACGUGAUUCGGUACAAUCUGAGCUCAAGAGAGCCAAGUGAUGAUGUUCCAGGUCAUUGGCGGCUCCAGGACUUGUUGCAGAACCACUGUCAUUAGCUGAGACACUGUGUCUUGUUCCCUCACAUCUCCCUUCACCUGAGGAUUCCUGGUCAGGUGUGUUAAAUAUGUGACAAGCUUUCCAGACUGGUGGAAGAUAACUGGAAGAUACUGAUUUCUUACACAGGUGAGGUGGAGGAUGACCUGAAGGCUGUCGUUCAUAUCCUCCCACCUGCUGCUCUGUCCUGUGCACUGAAUAAAUCCUUUUGUUAAAGUC